GGGAGAGCGGAUACAGUGAACGCGGGGUCCGGGGAGAGCGGAUACAGUGAACGCGGGGUCCGGGGAGAGAGGAUACAGUGAAUGCGGGGUCCGGGGAGAGCGGAUACAGUGAAUGCGGGGUCCGGGAGAGCGGAUACAGUGAAUGCGGGGUCCGGGGAGAGGGGAUAUAGUGAAUGCAGGGUCCGGGGAGAGCGGAUAUAGUGAAUGCGGGGUCCGGGGACACGGGAUAUAGUGAAUGCGGGGUCCGGGGACAGGGAUAUAGUGAAUGCGGGGUCCGGGGACAGGGAUAUAGUGAAUGCGGGUUCGGGGAGAGGGGAUAUAGUGAAUGCGGGGUCCGGGGAGAGAGACGCGGAUAUAGUGAAUGCAGGGUUCGGGGAGAGCGGAUAUAGUGAAUGCAGGGUCCGGGGAGAGCGGAUAUAGUGAAUGCGGGGUCCGGGGAGAG
Molecule: messenger RNA, 442 nt
Organism: Staurois parvus
Lineage: Eukaryota; Metazoa; Chordata; Amphibia; Anura; Ranidae
Source: the annotation of a GenBank genome assembly